UUGACACUUUGCGCGAAAGAUACCGUCCGUCGGUUGUGUGUCUGUUUGCGUGAGCGAACUCCCAAAACUAAAAGACAGAAGAAUAGUGAUUCCGAAAAGCAAGAUUCAUGAUUUUGAACACUUCGUUCCUGCGAUAGAUUCCCCCUGAGCGAACGAUUGUUUUUGUUUGUAGUGUUGAAGGUUGAUGACAAUCGGAUAGUGGGUGUGGACGGAUAGAAAACAUUUUGUUUUUCAGCAGCUCCAAGGGUCGACGAUCGACGGAAAAAUUCCAGCGCAAAGAGGCACAAAUUAAUCCUCCCUUUUGUGUAGCGAACAUAAUCGGAAAGUGCUCGAGCGAGAGAGGACACACGAAAGGGCAAUUCAGGGAGCGAGAGCGCUUGAGAGAAAGAGUAAAAAGAUACAAGAGACUAUUUGAUAGCGGAAUCCUGCGAAUCGGCACCAGACCGGACGGAGGAAAAAAAACACAAGCAGAGAGAAAGAAAAAGGACAAAAUUUUGUUUUAGGUACCCUUCCGAGAGUUGCUGAAUAAUGGCCAAGAAGACGUACGAUUUGCUGUUCAAGCUACUGCUGAUUGGAGACUCCGGCGUAGGAAAGACUUGCAUUCUGUUUCGAUUUUCGGAUGAUGCGUUCACAUCCACUUUUAUCUCUACCAUCGGCAUCGAUUUCAAGAUCAAAACAAUCGAACUGCGCGGCAAGAAGAUCAAGCUGCAAAUCUGGGACACUGCCGGCCAGGAACGGUUCCACACAAUCACCACCUCGUACUAUCGGGGAGCGAUGGGCAUUAUGCUGGUGUACGACAUCACCAACGAGAAAAGUUUCGAUAACAUAGUGAAAUGGCUGAGAAAUAUAGACGAACAUGCCAACGAGGACGUGGAGAAGAUGAUCCUGGGCAACAAGUGUGACAUGACAGACAAACGAGUUGUCAGCAAAGAGCGAGGGGAGAGUAUCGCACGCGAGCACGAGAUUCGCUUCAUGGAAACGUCGGCCAAGGCUAACGUCAACAUCGAAAAAGCAUUCCGAGAGCUGGCGGAGGCGAUUCUGGACAAAACGGCCGGCAAGGAAAAUACCGAAAACCCGGACCGCGUCGUGGUGAAUCGUGGUAUCGGGGCCAUCACCGGACCACAGGGCCACCGAACCAUAGGGGAAAAGGCGUGCUGUGCGUAGGUGAAUCGGAAUCGGUAUCAUGUGAGCCCAUUCGCCUCCAUGUUUUUUAUCUGCGUGUGUGUGUGUGGAUAGAAACAUGUUUAUAUGCUUACUUUGAACAGAAAUUAUUUUAUUUUUUCGCGGGGAGAAGUACUUUGGGGGGAACCGAAAGUCAUGGAUUGCCAAACUGAAAUCAUAAAAAUAACAUGGUGUUUGCCGCGGGUGGGAAACUGAUUUAUGAGAUUUACUAUUUCUAUGUGUGAUAUAGUUGAGCAGAAGCGUGCGAAACGGGAGAAUAUGUCAGUUCAUCUGCAUGUAUCCUUACAUACCUAGCUACAGGAGCCGGCAUUACUACAAUUGCAUCUACGUUGAAUAGUGUUUUUUGAUAUAUUAGAUUUUCACAGAGAUCGAAAUUCUCGUUCAGCUGCGGGAUAAGUAUUCAGUCAAUCAAUCUAGUUCUCGAUGAGUUGUGCAAUAUUCAAAUUUUUGUCCCUUUCUUUUCACCGACAAUUCUUUUUCAGAGCGGGAUGUGGCGAAAACUCUCUCUCUCUCUCUCUCUCUCUCUCUCUCUCUCUCUCUCUGAAGUCCAACGAAAAUGCUUUUUGGUUUUUCCAGCUGUGUGACACCCGCCAUGUUUUUGAUGCCAACAUCUCAAACGUCAAAAGUAUUUGUUUUCUUCAAAACAGCGAUCCGCGUUGGCGGCAUUGUGCUUCGUUUACUAGUUAGGUUCAUUCCGACUGAAAAUCAGCGAAUAGCUGAUCGUGUCUUCUAAUCUGAUAGAGAUUUCACUAACGAGUUUGGGACACAAAUUAUGGCCAUAAUUUGAAGUCGCCACCAGACGUCGACACCAUCGCAAAUUACCAAUUUACCACCAUCUGACAUAUCGUGAUGUCGAUGAUGAACUUUUACAGCAGAGGGAUAGUGAGAUAUGCGAUGACGGUAGGUAGAGUGAGAUAGCGAUAAUCGUGCAUUACACCUGGGUUUUUAAUUCGGUUUUGUGAAUAUAAAAAAUUAAACAAGAUGUGGGCAAAACAGUUGACCUUAAUGAACGGUACAUUGACCAAUCGUUAUUCUAAGUGAACCGAUUCUUUUGAGCAGUUCACUCACUCUUUCGUACAUCAGAAGAAAAUAUCAAAACAAUUAUACAAAGUGUGGGAUGUUAUGUAGUAGGGGAAGACGGGAUAAGACCGCCCCUAAGAAAACCAAUUUUCAGUUAAACGUCCUUUAGGAUUUCCUCUAUUGGUUGUGCUACAUAUCAAUGAGUAUAUAAUAAUCUACUACUAAAAAAUGUGUAACUGUUGAUUGUAUAACUUUUCUGCGUUUUUUCAUUAAUUUUUUAAAUGACAAAAAAAACACUUCUUAUUUUGCUGGCGGGGUAAGAAGAGCCAUUCGCGGGGUAGACGGAGCGAUACUAUUUUCAAACAGUUUAGUCUAGUAAAAAUAACAGGAACAGUGUUGUCUAAGAUACUAAAUGUUUAGGGUUGUUCGGAAACUACACACAAACUCCUGAAAAAACUAUCUAUAUUCCAUGUGCAGAGUUUUCAAAAAAUUCGUGAAAAAUUUACCAAAUUAUCGGACGAUUAUCUACGUGGGUCUAAAACCUCUCAAAAUCUGUUCACGUGAAAUCUUAAUGAUCCCGAAGUAGGUAUUUCUGGUUCCGAUUCGAUUUGUUCAUAUCAAAUCGUGUGGCGCUUUUACCCCGUCGAAAAUAGUCCGUCUUCCCCCCAAAGCACCUUUUGCAUUAUUUUGCACUUUUCACGCAUUUUAUAUUAUAUUUUACAUACCUUUUCAUGCAGGCAGAACCGGAACAAUCUACUGAAGGACUACUGGCAACUAACGGAAUAUACAGUUUUUGCUGAAGAAAUCCUUAAAAAUUAGAUCGCUUGCAACCGCAAUAGACGAAAAUUUUGUUUUGUUUACAAUUUUGAUAUUUCGUGCGCUCAAGUGUUGCAAGGCGUUUCGAAAUGACAAAAGUAUGCUAUUAAUGCUUCUUGCGCAGCAUAUUACUAGAAACUAGAAGUGGUCCGUCUUACCCCGUCUUCCCCUACCAUUCUGUUCAUUCAUAAAAUGCUGUUUGUAGGAAAUAAUUGUUCGUUCGAAUUUUUGUUUAAAAUAAUUCACCACGAUAGAGAAUCAAUCUUUGAUUCUGUUUUUUUUUUGAGCCCGUGAUUCUUUUUUCUUUAUACAAACUAAUAAAUAGUAAAAAAAUAAAUAAACAGAUUAGCAUUUCAACUUGAGGGGAUGUUCACAUACCACGUGGACAGAAAAAGCACGAUUUUAGACACCCCCUCCCUCUUCGUGGACAAGCACGAACAUUUUCUAUAUCCCUCCCCUGUUGUCCACGUGGACACUACUCUUUUUUGUCUGUGUUGUUCACAUAUUUGCAAUUAAUUAGUAUAAAAUGGAAUAUGGAAUAAAGUGCAGUGUAAUAUCACACCAUAUUUACUAAACGAACGAACGAAGGGCCCUGCCUUAUGAAACUAUACUGUUUUUUUGAGUUUCCAAAAAUAUGCACGAGGUCGGUAGAAAUUAUUUGAAAUAUUGUAAAGCUGACAAUUUGAUAUUAUUAUUUUGUAAAGGUGUGAAUCAUUAAAAAAAACCUCAGACUUCAGGCACUUCAGAACAAACUAUUAGGCGUGGUUUCGACCAAGCUGCGGCAUAUUGAAACUUGUAAUUUGCACCAUGCAGAGAAAAUUGCUCGUUUGAGUUCUUCAACACUCACUUCCAUACUGUUUGUUAGCUGCAUCUCCUUUUCGAUUACUCCCCGUAAGCUCAGAAUCUGACACCCCUGUUUAAUAAACUAUGUCAAAGCCGUCCGUCUUUCAUGAAGUGAUGUUUUAUUCUGUUAAAAUACUCUAAUCAUCACGGUGAUUUCGGUGCAAAUACGGUAGAAAACGAUUCUAUAGUACUUUGUUGUACUUCUGGAUGUUCAUUUGUGUUGAAAAAAUACUCCUUAAACCAUCCACAUCCCAGCAAAAAUAAAAUCGUAUAACUAGCAUAUAUACAGCAUAAUAUAUCCCAUAUUUUGGAUGGUAUAUGAUGUACAUGUACAAUUUGUUUAUUGGCCCAAAUAAUGACCUGUGCAAAGUUUCAGCUCAAUCGGACAUGAUUAAGGGGUGCCUCAAAGCACUAAAAGUUUGGUUUUUUGACCACUCAGCCAAAAAGAUCGAUUUUCGGCCAAAACAUGUUUUGAGAUAACACCAGAUCUCGACGUUUUAUGCAUUUUUAAGUCAUUUGGCAUCGAAAAAAAAAUCUAUUUGCCAAAUUUCCUUCACCCCCUUUGGAAGUUUUUCGAGGAUCAAAAAAUCAAAACGUUGAGAGCUUUGAGGCACCCCUAAAUCAUGUCCGAUUGAGCUGAAAGCUUGCACCGGUCAUUUUUUUUGAGCCAAUAAACAAAAUGUAUAUGGUCGGUUCUUUAAAUUCGAUAAUUUUUUUUCCAUACCUUCAUACCUUCUCAGCCUAGGUCCCGAAUUUUUUUCGAGAUGACAAAAUUUAGAUUUUCCAAAUUUCCUUUGGAUGAACAGCAACAGCUAUCUCGCACGGCUACCUGGAAUAUAAUUCUAGAGCAGUUAAAACUCGCACAUAUUAUAUGGAAAAGAUGCAUUCGUCAUCCUGGUCGUUUAUUGUAUUUUAGCGGAAAUAUCUUGAAAUGAAAUGUUACUUGAAAUGGUCAAGUAAUGCUCAGUGCUACGUGUUUUAAGUAAUCAAAUAACAUGAGGUAAAAAUUCAAAUUUUACCAAUUUAAAGCUGCUUUCGGGCCUGCUGAUUUGGCAGAUUUCCACAGCAUGUAAUACAAUUUUCGCAGUACUACAUUGAUUCAAUUUAUAUGUUCAUGCGACUCACAAACUGCAUCAGCCUGAUACGCAUAUAUGACACCAUAAAACCGAUGUUUGUUACACCGAAUUAUGACAUGAUCUGUAAUGAUAAAUGAAAUUCAUGUUUUCGAAUUUUAUACGAUUUUAGAUGCACAUAAUGUAUCCUUCGAUCGACAUUAUAUAUGAUUUUGAUUCGAUCUUACUUCAUAUGCGACUUUGAAUAUACUGAGUUAUGCGAUUUAAUGUUUGCUGGGUUGGAAUGCAUACCUAUAGCAUAGUUAUGAAGUACCACCGUUUAGGUUUUUUGGAUUUCUUUGCGCCUGAAUUGACAAUAAAAUUCAAAUGGCUAGUGUUAUAAACGAAAAUGAAAAAAGUAAGAAAAUUCUGUGCAAGAAAUCAAAUGGAUAAUGCUGAUAUCCAAUAGGAGUUAGAUUGUCUUUAGGACAAAACCUAACUGGUUGUUGAAAACUACAAUUUUAUAAAUGUUGUGAAAGGCUGAAUAAUCAUUGACACCAUUGAUGCCAAUCACACUGAUGAACAAGAUGGUACCGGCGAUAUUCAACAAUUUACUGAAUUGCAGCAAGAAUUUCUACGUUCGCGUAUCAUUACAUAUUCAAUACUAUUGCUGACAUCAGGUCGUCUGAACAGCGAUGAGUGUCUCCGGCUUCUACAGAACACAAAACUUGGUUGAAUCUUCGAGCUUUGGGGAAUUCGUGUUUAGAAAAAAAAAAAGAUUUGAGAAAUCAUUGGAGAAGAACUUUUCUGCUAGGAACACUUCUCCAGGGAAAAUGUAGAAAAUGAUUAUAGAACAGCUCAAAAAUUGCUUUGAAAACAGGCUAUUGAAAUCACAAAAAUCUUUAUAUAAACUGGCGCCCGCUCGGAAAUUCAUUGAGUUGUGAUUGCAAAGUAACGGGAAGAUGGUCUCGCUCGCUCUAAACACUAUGAUCUUCUCUCCGAAGCCCAUUUCUUUUCUGCAAUCGGAACGAACGGAGCCUUUAGCGGAAAACAAAGCAUCGAUGACAAUCCGAUACAGAUUAUGCACAAAUGGUUACAUUGACUAUGGAUUUGAUAGCGGAGAAAAUUAAAUGUUUAAUAUGGUGUAGAAAAUAUUUCACCAUAUCAAAGAAACCUCAUUGUUUCAUGAAAGCAGGAGUUAUAAUAUCUAUGUAGACUAAUGCAAAUAAUAAAAAAUUGUUUUCAAAACAGGCUCAUGAAAUCGCACAAAUCUGUCUAUAAACUGGUACCCGUUCGGAAAUCCAUUACAAGAACGUCGUUCGAUGCUUGCUGAAGCGGACACGGGCGGGUGGAGAAUUCUCUAUAAUUCAACAAGGAAAAGAAGUAAUUCAUUUAGUUGUGACUGCGAAGUGACAUGAAAAUAGUCACGCUAACUCGUCAAGCACUAUGUUCUCUCCCAAUCCCAUUUUUCUUCUGCCGUCGGACUGAACAGAAACGCAUUGUUUGGUGGAAGCAGCAGUUCUAUUAUCGAACGCUCACGAAGGCCGCUAUAGACCGAUGAUUCCAACUGUCGGGGGUUGGGAAGGAGAGAUUAUCUGGGUAUUUCCGAGAAGAAAUCGAGAAUUCCCUUACUGAGCGUUAAUAAUUCUUUUCUGGCUAAACAAAGUGGUAUGAUAAUCCACCCUGUGUUUAUACCACAGAUAUAACCCACUUCUAGUUUUUGUUCAUAUCAAGACAGAAGCUAAAUCGAAACAAUCAUAUCUAGAGUAAAAUAUCAUACAUUUUUAAUAUUACAAAACACGUUCAUGAAAAUUCUUUGGUAAUGUCUUCAGAAACAUCGAUCACUUUCAGUUUAUGUGCGUUACUUUCAGAACACCAAUUUUUGGAGAACUAUUUUUUUAACAUUUCAUGAACGAACAGUUUGUCCAUCUCUAAACGUUAGUCUAUUGAGCAUAGUCUGUCAAAUCAGAAAUAUUGUUGGCGUGCAAAUUCGUGCAAAAAACACGAUUCUGAAAACCAUUUUUCAUAAUUCGCCGAAAAAUAAAUAUUGCCAUUGCGUUUCUCGCGAAAAUCGAAGUGAGCGUAUAACAUUCUCUCGCCUCUCAGAUUCUCAUCUAUUUUUCCCUGUGGAUGAAAACGAAUGUUUUUUUCUCUCAAGUAGGCGAGUAUUUCGAUCUCUGGUUUAUCAAAAAGUAUCCGCGGAAGUUUUUUCAUUUUUAAAUUAAAUUUUUCUUUAUUGAAAAUCAAUUUAAAUGAAGCAUAAAAAUGCUACUGUUAUCUGUAACAUUUCGCUAUUUUUCAAAAUAAUACACAAAUACCGAAUCUUUUGACUUCUACUACAACAGUUCCGAAACAAGCAAUAGAUAGAAAUCAAUCCAAGCUGUUUGAUGCUUGAUCCUCAGAAACACACACACACACCCAGCUCCUCUUCAAUUACGAUCUAUAUUAUCAACCAUAAUAUGAAUCCAGUCAAAAAAAAAUCACAAUUGUGGCUACACGCUUCUAAGCAAUUCCAGUAACCGCUAUCUAUCAAUAAGACGUUUAACCCCAAAAUGUUGUAAAGCGAAGAAACGAGUGAACAGAGAACCAUUUAUGAAGAUGUUACUUAUCGAGUUGAUGUACGCCUAAUCCACUAACAAAACAAAAAAAAAUAUUUUCGUUGUCUAUUUGUGUGCGAAAUCAAAAAUAACAGCCGGUACUAAAUACUUACUCAAUCACGACGCCGCCUUUCUGGAAAAGGGGCCAACGUUUGCGAUUCCAUUAUCAAGCAUAUGAUUAUUACCAUCAUUGUUAGCCACUUGUGAUAAUCGCGUCUCUAUGAUUGCACACACACACAAUCAAUUCAUUCGCAUUAUUACAAAUAGAGGAAUGAAAAAAAUAACAGUUUUUAUUUUAAACUUUCCUCCGAAAAUGAUGUGAUGUUAUUAUCAGCCUUUCGUUUUGGGAAGAAUGGAAGCGAAAAUCUUAAACCAUUACUCUACUGUAAUAACAACAAAAAAGCGCAAUAGAUGGGAACGAAUGACUGUUGUCGACAAACUCACACACACACACAUAUAACAAUUAUUGUAGGUAUAACAAAAAACAAAAUGCCAGGAUUUUUCGCCUACAUGCAAACACAAAAAAAAAGUGAAGAAACAGCGAACCACCUCAAACAAAUGCAUACACACAGAAUGUGAAACAAAAUUUUCGAAAAGAUUUCAAACGGACAAAGAAUAACUCACUCAUACUCAUUUGCGGAAAAAAGAAGCAAGGCUAAUAUGAAAUGAAAAACAAGUCAUAACAAUCCCAUCAACAUCUUUCAUCUAGUAAUCGUGUAAUAUUCAUUUAACGCAAAAUGCAUAUGUAAAAACAAAAUCAAGGUUAUAGAUAUGCCCAAAAAAACAAAACAAAAAAACGGAUGAUGGUCAUCCAUCUCUAGGAGUGGUAGUUGUUUUAGCAAAACAAAUUGAAUAAUUCGACCAGAAUAAUAAUAAUAUCUAUACAUAUAUCGAAUUUGCGCAGAAAGUGAGCAAACAAAAACAAAGGAAAAGAGGAAAGAGAAGAAAAUACAAGGAACGACUUCAGUUAUCGAUGUAUUUUAUUUUUAUAUAUCAUAAUGAUAAAUAGCUUUCUUAUUUGAAAUGACGCUAGUUAUGUUUACUGUAAUAGAGACAAAGGUAUGCUUUUUAAUUAUAAUAAAAACAAAGUCAAUAAACA
Molecule: messenger RNA, 8609 nt
Organism: Toxorhynchites rutilus septentrionalis
Lineage: Eukaryota; Metazoa; Arthropoda; Insecta; Diptera; Culicidae
Gene: Rab10
Product: ras-related protein Rab-10
Exons: 4
Coding region: 529-1164 (211 amino acids)
Biological process (GO): cellular response to insulin stimulus
Cellular component (GO): recycling endosome; Golgi apparatus; insulin-responsive compartment
Molecular function (GO): GTP binding; GTPase activity
Source: RefSeq, a predicted model, not a curated record